UGAAAUGAAGCUGUUUGUAAACAAUCCAUAUAGCUCUCCCCACACCAUAUCGUAGUUUGGUGUAGUGUGAGCAGGACAGCGCAACUUGUGCACGUUGCUUCAUAUGGGUACGACUACGCUUCGCAGCGCCCCAAAACGUAAACAAACGCAACAGAAAGGACCGGCACGGCGGGUGCAAUCCGAAGGCGCGUCAUAAAUCGUACUCUCAUCAACACGGAAUAAAGUUAUCCUUCGGUAAAGGUUCGUGGCUGGUGCUGCCGGUUCGCAAGUUGCCUGGCAUUGGGUGUGUUAUUUAUUUUCCUAUUGAUUCCAACACCCCAGUGCCGCGAGGUUAUGUAACGGAUCCGCAAGAUAAUCAACCGAUCCGAACCGAUCCGGUGCCGAUGACGAUGGCGGUACGACAAUCCGCGUGCAGAUUGCUAUCGGCAGUCGCUGGCUGUGGUCCGUCCGGUGCUGCUGUGGAGGAAACGCUCGAAACCAUGGCACGUAUCAUACCGGGAAUAUUUAAACAUUCGCGCUGCCGGAACAACGUGUACCCGCAGAGUGACGUCCGGCGCUAUCCCGUACCGGAUGAGUCCGUUUUUUGGACGCAAACGUACUCCGACUAUCAGCCACCGUGUCACGAAUCGCCCAUACUGCAGGGCAAAGAGUGGGCCGAUCUGGAUGUUGAUAAUGCUUCGUUCAAACCGAAAUGGAACGAGCUGGACGGGAAGGUCAAUCGCGUAAGCUUUAUUGGGACGUACGAGAUACGGGACAGCUGUCCGUUAAAUCCGUUCGGGCGCACGGGAAUCCGGGGCAGAGGCAUACUCGGUCGCUGGGGUCCAAACCAUGCAGCCGAUCCGGUCGUAACGCGCUGGAAGCUUGAUGAAGCCGGACAACCGAUGCUGCACCCGGUUAGUGGCAAGCGUAUCCUGCAGAUGUGUGCGAUCGAGCGGCAGGAUUGUGGCGAGUGGGCCAUCCCCGGCGGUAUGGUGGAUCCGGGCGAGAAGGUUAGUGCUACGUUGCGUCGCGAAUUUCUCGAGGAAACGAUGGACAACGAUGCUGGUGAGAUGGCGGGCGAAGUGGAACAGUUCUUUGCCGCCGGUACCGAAAUUUACAAAGGGUACGUGGACGAUCCGCGCAAUACGGACUGUGCCUGGAUGGAGACGGUCGCGGUAAACUUCCACGAUGAGUCAGGUUCGGUCGUCGGACGGUUCCCGUUGCAUGCGGGUGAUGAUGCGGCGAAGGUACGCUGGAUGGACGUUGGUGAGGAGGUGAAACUGUACGCCAGCCAUUCGAACAUUGUUAAACGUGUGGUCGAUAUGCUGGAAGCACACUGGUGAGGCGCGACGGUAGAAUCAUCAUAAAAAAACUGUGAUUGGCACGCACGCAUCGACGGAAAGAAAACAGAAAACCCCCGCCAAUGCCGAUGCCUUUCGGAUGUUUCUUCGGUACGUUUGUGUGACCUUCGGGUGCCGUAAUGUUACCGUAGAACGGUUCAAAAUUCGACGUAACUGCUUGCAAAAUGGAAUAAACACAAAAGAAGGUAUCACCAUUUUACUACAUUGGCAUGUUGGUUGGUGAUUAAAAUAA
Messenger RNA from Anopheles funestus (African malaria mosquito), 1572 nucleotides. RefSeq names its product ADP-ribose pyrophosphatase, mitochondrial. Gene Ontology annotation, molecular function: ADP-ribose diphosphatase activity. The record is from RefSeq and is a predicted model, not a curated record. The coding region runs from base 384 to 1322 and encodes 312 amino acids. NCBI's taxonomy places the organism in Eukaryota, Metazoa, Arthropoda, Insecta, Diptera, Culicidae. The transcript has 2 exons.